This is a messenger RNA of Zea mays, 5533 nucleotides long. Its product is annotated as cytochrome c biogenesis CcmF C-terminal-like mitochondrial protein. The transcript has a single exon. Bases 32 to 859 code for a protein of 275 amino acids. The record is from RefSeq and is a predicted model, not a curated record. Gene Ontology annotation, biological process: cytochrome complex assembly. Lineage: Eukaryota; Viridiplantae; Streptophyta; Magnoliopsida; Poales; Poaceae.
UGGAGAAGCUCAAAUCGAACGGAUAGAGCAGAUGGUCCAACUACAGAACUUCUUCUUUUUCAUUACUUCCAUGGUCGUGCCCCGUGGCACGGCAGCACCCGUACUAUUGAAAUGGUUCGUCAGUAGAGAUGUUCCCACUGGUGCCUCUUCUUCCAAUGGUACUAUAAUUCCUAUUCCUAUCUCUUUAUUCCCUUUUUUGGUCUAUCUACAUUCAAGGAAAUUCAUACGCUCCAUGGACAGAGCAAAAAGUGGAGUGUUGGUCAAAGCAAGCCGCCCUAUUCUAUUACCAGACAAAAUUGGGAGAAGCUCAUCCGCUAGAAAUGCUUUAUUUCGUUUCGUUCCCGUUCUUCAUUUCCUUAUUAUCGAAUCCAUGGGGGACUUGUCAUAUUUAGAAUCUUUCUGCGGUCUGCUCUGUUUACAAUUCUUUCGUACUCUCUUCUCUUUACCACGCGAUAGGUCAGCGAAGCGUGAGCGGGCGCUCCGAAGUAAAGGCCAAACACUUCGGCCUAAGGGGAAUGAGCAACAAAAUGACAAGAUGAGGUGCCCCGGGCACCCCCAUAUAGAAAGAAGGGUCGAAGGUUUUGGGCCUGUAGCUUUCCCCGCCCCCCCCUCGUCGAGUGGUGCUUGUUUGGGGGGUGUGCCACCUGAAAUCGGGCUUGAAGCUCUCGCCUUACCAACGAGCCGACUGUUGAUGGCUGUUGGUCACGACUACUACAAAAAAGUGAAGAUGAAUCUUUCUAUUUCACAUGGAGGAGUGUGCAUCUUUAUGUUGGGUGUUCUUCUGUCGUGCGACCCGAUGGCUUAUGUGCGACCUGUGGCCCACGCCUCCUAUUCUAUUUGUUCAGGGCGGGCGGCGUGAACUCUGAUUCGAUCCGGGUAUUCAAUCCCGCCGCUGAGAUGCUCAGUUGACUCCUUAACCUUGAUAGGAAGAUGGCUUAUUCCUAAAUUCGUGCAUAAGGGUAAGGAACUUUGGAUGAAUUAAUGCGAAUGGGUGUAAGCCUCGCAGCUCGGAAACACCCAGUGCUGACCACACUGAGAGACACGAAAGCGCAGGUAAUGCCAGUUGGCGAAGUGGCGUUAAGCAUCCCUAGCGGUACGCAAAGAGAGGUCGUGAUGAUAUCAUCUACGUCCGUACCGCUCCUCGUGGAGUAGAUCCCGCAUCCAACCAACCCUUUUUUUACCAGGGAACGGGAGAAUUCCCACUACCGCAGGCAGGCCAGCCGGGCCGUGAGCGCGGUGGGAACGGGCUUCCCAAAAAGCGAGCCCCGGCCCGGGUCAGCAUAGAAUGGGGGGGGGGACGGCCCUAAUGUUGUGUUGGCCGGGUUGCGGGCGGAUAAAAGCGGACGUGGGGACUCGGGUCGGGGCACAGCGUAACUAAGAUAAGAGAGCCAUUCCAUUUAGUGCGAGACAGAAUGGGCGGGCACAAGCGGUCUGGUGUCCGAGCCGAUUGGUCAGACGACGACUACUGCACAUAUUAUAUUAGCCGCCUAUCCCGGAAUGGACUGGGAUGGAAACGCGAAGCAACAAGCAAGGGAUGAGCGCUUUGUUGCUAAAGCGCAUACGUUUUCUUGGUUUGUUUUUUGGGGGUGGGGCAAUAAGCUUGCUUCUUCACAAGCUUAUCCCCGCCCCCUUUCCUGUCCGUCCCGACCGGCAGCAGUUGGGUCUCCCCAUCUCUCCUCAACUUCCCCGGUCUUCGGCCCGAGCUGUAUGAGGCAGAAACUCGUCCCACGUACGGUUCGGAGGCCGAGCCCCACCCCUGCAAUAAUGGUGCAGCUUAGGUCAACUAAUACGAAUAAGAUACAGUUCACUCAACGAUUGCCUUUGGGUCCCGAACUCCAUAUGGGGAAGGAACGUUGUUGUUUGCGAGGUCUCGAUCAUUUACAUGGACCCACUUCUCAUUCCAUUUGUGGGAAUUUUAUGAUUUAUAAACCGUCCCCAACGAGCGAAAGGUUCAUGUUUGAACAUGAUGAAUCACUUCGUGCCGACCUGUUGCCCAUAAACUUUCCUGCCUCAUAUGAGAAUGGAAAACUGGAAGAUUUUCUGAUGAAGAAUCACGAACAUAAGAAUUUCUGGUUUAGCAUGUUCCCAGAAAGAAGAUACUACUGGUCGCGAGAAACGAGGAGCACGACUGAAGUGGCUAUACAUACAAAUCCAUUGACGGAUCUAUAUGCUCCGAUUGGAACUGGAAGUUCCAGAACUGGCGGCUGGUAUACCACCAUAAUGAAAUUGCCUUUUAUUUUUAGUAUUCGGAUAGGAUUUCUGUUGGCUUCAUCGGGAGGCUCGCGUAGUUUGUUACGUCAACUCCAAAAGGAUAAGUUGCAUUGGAAUCGAGAAAGUUUCGUUCAUAAUUGCAUAAAAGGAGUCAAAAUAGUGGCUGCGGCGCGUCGAGGGUUGAUAUCGAAUAACCUUUCGAGCCUUCCCCAAUGGAUCUCUAUCCUCCUUUGAAACCAGUAGAAGUUCACUGACCAUCCCUGUCAAACAUAACCCAAGGUAGGAUCGAGAGGAGAAGAAUAGGACUCUUGCUAGUAUCAUAACCUCUCGAUGGGAGAAUGAAACCAUUAGAUUAGUGGAAAGAAGAAAGAAUGGGAAGAAAGCAGCCAUGGGCAAGCUUUAAUUAAUAUAAAUAAGUAGGAGUUACAGCCUUUAAAUUAGAGUGAAACGAGCCUUUGACGUAGUCAGAAAUUCUACUGCCCUUUCUCUUCUUUCUUUUUUAUUUUUUAUUCUAGUUUUUUAUACUAUACGUAUAAUCACCUUUCCGGGGAAGGGGUAACAUAGACGGAGGCACAUGUAGACAGAUACAGACUUUUGAAAUCUUUUGCCUAAGCGAAGUAGAUAAGUAUGAGGGAAGAAGUAUUUUAUUGUCCAGCAUGAUCGGUUUCAUAAGUCCAGUUGUGCCAGAAGCUAGAGUUGCCUUUAUUAGUGGAUAAGGGUGGGUUAGGCAUGACAUUCUUAAUCGUAGACAAGGCGCGCUGCGGAAGAGCUUGAUUGCUAACUAAUUGCUUGCUUUUAACCAGUGACUGACUUACACGGCUACUACUUUCCUGAGUACCGCUUCAGAAUCGUUCCUACUUUCCUUUUUAAAGGUCUUCCUCUCUCUACUAGGAUUGACUCGCUUAGAAGUCGAGGGGGUCCCAUUUCCAUUCCUUUGCCAAAGACCCUAACGACAGCUUGAACUACCUCAAAGAUUUGUCUCAUUGAUCCGAAAAGAAAGGAAAGAAGAGGAUUCCUGGGAAGGAUAGAGUAUAUCAGCAGGUUCAUCGCACAGCUCACUCCAAAAAGGAUUUGAGUGGAAGGUUGAGCGCCCCUUAACGUUUAGAAGUAUCCUUUUUUCAACGGUUAGAAACCUUUCUAUUCUAAGACGGCUAGGCUAAGUCGAGGGCAGACACAACAGGUCACGAAGAGCUAGAGGAUAUAGAAUUCCUAUUUACCGGGAAGAAAAGCGGAAGGAAACAUCGGCUCUUCCGAGAUCUUAUGUAAGGAAUACUAGUUCUCUAAAAAGUAGAGCUAAAAGAUCUUCAAGAAAUGUCUUUCCCGCGGAAGACUCUAACUCCUCAUAGCAUUACGCUAAUCCGCAAAUAUCGAAUGAUGCUUCGACAGAUUCAGUCAUCCAUUCAGCUUUGAAAUCGGAGACAAGGAAAACUACUUCAUAGAAAUAGAAAUAGAAGCGCCGCGGAUCAAUAUAGAGAUGCGAACCAAUAUCCUUUUCCUGGUGGACUCUGAAGUACUCGUCUUUUGCACAAGGCCUCGUGUCAAAUAACAUCCAACCACGUCCACGUCCUCCUACCUCGCCCAUUUGCGGAGAUCAUCUACAUUUUGCUUCGUGUCGAGCUCUAAUCCAAACGUUUUCCUUCGGGAGGGCAUUGCUGCUUUCUUUCUGUAGUGAGGCUGGCUCUUAAAAAUGAGCUAAACUCUGAUAGAUUUAAAGGUAAAUUUAGGUAUUCUUAUCUUAUAUGUAUCGAGUGAUUGUGAAGCGCAUUCAACGCGCUAGAUAUGAACAAGGCUUGUUAGCAUUGGCACGUGCAUAUGUUGGGUAUGAUAUUUACUUUCCAGCAUUGAUUUAUUUUAGAGGGCGCAUCUAUCGUGCAGGAAUACUACACUUUCACGAGCGGGACUUUGCUAAAUGUCUAAUAUCUUUUCCUAUUGGUAGUGGUGAUGUUAAGUUCACAGGAAAAGAAGACAAGGAAGAAGCUACUACUUAUAUGAUUGAGCAAGCUGUGGGUUUCCAUCAUCAUUUGGCUUUGCCCUUCCUCCUCGUUUUUCUUUGAGAUUGGCAAUCUUAUCCACUUUUUUACUUUGCUCCACACAGAUGAAGGCAAGCUUGUCUUCGCUCUAUCUUACCAGGAAAGUAGGAAAUACACACCCCUGUUGGUUAAAGCAGACUCGUAUGCCUAUUCUGAUGCGGAGGGAUCAGCCACCUCUUUCUGUUCGAAAGAUUCCAGACCUGACUUAAAGCCCUCUUUCACAAGACAUUUGGUUGAUCAGGAUUUGGUAAACCUAGAGAUCUGAUUCUGGGAUAGGGUAAAUCUGUUCUUUCUGCUUCUGCCUAUGCUUGUCUUUUAGCAUUCGCCUAUGCGGAUUGAGAUAGAUAUUGAUAUCUAUCUGGGCGAAAGAGCACAAAAGGGAGUGGUUUGGCCGCUAAGAACUUAACUCCUAGGCGAUGGAAAUAUAGAAUCUAUGUAUGGCUCAGCCAUCUCUUCUUGAACUUGCUGUGGAACUUCUCUAUCUUUGUCAUUAAAGGCUAUGUAUCCCUUUCCCUCAUUAGUACUCAAGCACUAGAACCGCUUACUGAUUCAACGACGGUUACUGAUAUGCCAUGUUGAUCGUCAUUUCUCGUUGAAUGGUUCUCCCUCCUGUAGCUCUGUGGGCAUUCAAACCAGAGUUUAUGCGGUUGGCUAUGUCCCUUCUAGAACUGCUGUUUUUAGCAAUUGACAGAAAAAGUUCCGUAAUCGUCCUAUUUUUUCGUCCUUGUGGAAGCGAGAAAUGCGUAAUUAAUAAAUAUAGUGAUGUGAUGAUUCCAUGAAUCUCAGAAAAGGUAGGGGUCAAGGACCUUAUGGGACUGCAAUCGUGCCUGCCAAUUGGGGAAGGACGCGGGCCUGGCAACCGCUCGGCUCUAGUAAGGGAAACAGGUAUGUCUCACAUCAUUGCUCGAAGACUGGAAAAACAGCAAGUUAGCUCAGUUGGGUAGAGUGCUGGUCUGUCACGCCAGAAGUCGCGGGUUCGAACCCCGUUUUCCCCGCACGAUCUGAAACUAAUAGAAUAGAAGGGGCCAUAAACAGGAGAGUCUUGACCAAUUCAUUUGGUGUAGUUGAAAUAACGGAAUUGGAAGUUGUUCGGUCAAGUAUAGGAAAUUAAUAUAAGAAUGAAUAACUUUCUCAAUGGUUUAUUUUUUGUCUUUUAUUUAUCUUAAUAUUCAUUCCAUUCAGGCCAUUCGCAAGCAAGCACGAAAAAGCUUCUAUUUCUAAACGGAAACGCCCAGCCCAAUACAUCGAAACUCAUUACCCAUGGGCAAAGAAAGCCAGUCGAGAAAAAAAAA